Messenger RNA from Carassius gibelio (silver crucian carp), 3747 nucleotides. It is a transcript of the gene abhd6b, whose product is annotated as abhydrolase domain containing 6, acylglycerol lipase b. The transcript is spliced from 10 exons. Lineage: Eukaryota; Metazoa; Chordata; Actinopteri; Cypriniformes; Cyprinidae. The record is from RefSeq and is a predicted model, not a curated record. Bases 375 to 1394 code for a protein of 339 amino acids.
UUUUUUUUUUUUUUUUUUUUUUUUUUUUUUUUUGGAGUAAGAGGAAUAUUGCAUUUUCCAUUUGAACUCAUUGAUUUAUUGGGAUCACGUGAUCUGCAUCCUAGAGUUUAUUGGGGAAUGCAGACAGCUGACAUGGACUUUCAUUAAGUUACAAGAGCAGACUGCACACUGACUGGCUAUGAUGUUUAAAUCAGACUUUUGGAUCUGUCAUUUAAAACGGCUUGUUUAGAACCGACUGACAUCAAUGUAGGAUUAACCUUAUGAAACACAAACAGAUGCUGCCAGAGCCUCCCCCAUCCCUCAACAUCAUUCACUCUGACCUGUGCAUAUAGCAGGACAACAAAGGGUGUUUACUGGAUAAAAACUGAGUUGCCAUGGAUCAGGAUAUGGUGAACAUGUUUGCCAUUGCUGCAGGGACUCUUGCUAUCCCUCUCCUCCUCUUCAUGGCCUCUUUUAUGCUGUGGCCAUCAUCACUCAUCAAAGUCUAUUAUUGGUACUGGAGGAGAACUCUGGGUCUGCAGGUACGUUAUGCAGACUGCGGGGGUUAUCGCUUCUGUUACUCAUACAGGGGGAAACCAGGCCUCAGGCCUUCUGUACUCAUGCUGCAUGACUUCUCUGCUCACAAGGACACAUGGCUCCCUAUGGUGAAGUACCUUCCCAAACAUCUGCAUUUACUGUGUGUCGACAUGCCGGGGCAUGAGGGUACAACACGUACCAACACAGACGACUAUUCAAUCCAGGGUCAGGUCAAGAGAAUACGGCAGUUUGUAGAGGCCAUUCGGUUAAACAGAAAGCCAUUUCAUCUGGUGGGCACUUCGAUGGGUGGGACUGUGGCCGGAGUGUAUGCAGCCCAUCAUCCCUCAGAUCUCUGCGGUUUGACCCUCGUCUGCCCAGCGGGUCUGAAGAACCAAAUCACGAGCCAGUUUGACAGUAAGAUGCAUGAAGUGGAGCACAGCCAGUACACGCUGAAUAUUCCUCUGAUCCCGUCCACCCCGGAGGAGAUGGAGGAGAUGCUGAAGCUCUGUUCUCACGUGCGCUUCAGAGUGCCUCAACAGAUUCUACAAGGCCUCGUGGAUGUACGGGUGCCACACAAUGACUUUUAUCAUGAAGUUUUCAUGGAAAUUAUGAGUGAAAAAUCUAAAUAUGCCUUGCAUGAGCAUAUACAGCAAAUAACUACCCCUUUACAAGUCAUCUGGGGCAAACAGGACCAGGUGGUGGAUGUGUCUGGGGCAGCGGUGCUCACCGAGGCUCUUCCAGGCUGUCGUGUUGAUCUGCUGGAGAACUGCGGUCAUUCUGUUGUGAUGGAGCGACCACGACAAACAGCCAAACUCAUUUUAGAUUUCAUCAUCUCUCAGCAGAGCACCGAGAGCGCCAGCACCAAAAAGAAAUCCUGAGACAACUCAGGAUGUAUUACUAAAUACUUAACUGCAGCACCCCACUGGCCCUGAAGUAUAUAACAACCUUCUGGAGAAAUAAUAUAAGUAAUAAUUUUGUAGUAUGUAUGUUCACAUGCAAACAGCCUUUUAAUUGAUUAAGUUCAUACUUAUAUAAAAAAAAAAAUUGUAUUGUAACACUUUACAAUUAGGUUUAAUUUGUUGACGUUAGCCUGAGCUAACAACUAUGAAAAAAUAUUCUACAGCAUUUAUUAAUCUUAAUGUUCAUUUCAAAAUUAUACUUUUUAAAAUUGUGAAAUCAUUAGAAAACAAUAAUUGUAUCUAUUGUAUUGUAUUUUGAAUAGCUAACAUCAACAAAGCUUAAUAAAUGAUGUAAAAAAUAUACUGAACAUUAUUAAUUCAUGCUAUUGGAUUUACUAAUAUGUCCCAAAGAGAUCUUGUUGUAAAGUGGUACCAUAUUGAUGGUAGAGUUAUAAUACUUUUAUGUAUACAGUGUAGUGAUUAUUAAUGCACUUCAUUCUAUGGGUCUUAGUCAGAGAUGGGGACUCGAGUUUGAGACUCGGACUCGAGUGCGACUUAAGUCGCACAAACAGUGACUUCAGACUCGACUUGAGACUCGUCCUCGAAAGACUUCAGACUCGACUCGGACUCGAGCUCCGGGACUCGUGAGCAAUGUUAAUUUUUAGUAAACGUCAGAUGAGCUCGCUGUUAGAGUUGUGACGUUCGCGAACGAACCGAUUCUUUUGAACGGCUCAUAAACAUGAACGAUGGGAGCCGAGUCACGGCUGGAGGGGAGCCGUUCUUUCUGUCGCUCUUUUUUCCUAUGCGUGUUUCAGAGCGCGUGUUUCACACAGAUGCACACAAAUGAGCUCCUCCGCGAGACAGAACAGUUAUAAGGGGAGGGGCGCACCCAGCGCAGGCUAAUAACUAAGAUAUUAGUUAUUAGUUGUGCACGCAUCCUUCACGUGAGUACUCCAGUGGAAAAAAACCUGCGUGCCUCUGUCAUUGGGUAGGAGCGGAGCCAUGACGUUUUGCACAGAUAUUCAUUGCAGCCCACUUUGUUAUUGUUCAUUGACUUGAAGGGGCUGAUGUCCUAUUUGCAAAGUUUACAGUAGUAAUAGUAUGUAGACAUUUCCAUUUUAUUUAUUCUAAUUUUAUCUACUUUAAAUAUUUUUGGUUCUCUAUCAAAAUGUUAUUGUGUGAUAACAAUGUUCUUGUGUGGAAGUGUUUGUAGUAAAAGCUGUUUUGCACAGAAAUUCAUUGCAGCCGGCUUUGUUUUUGAUGUUUAUUUGUGAGUAGGUAUUGUAUGAAUAACAUAAGUCAGUGUAGCUUUGUUCAUUCUUAAGCCAGACAAGAGGUGUGCAGCUAUACAGCCAGGACAGACAGAAGGCCAUUACUGAAUCCAUAAAUGCAAAAUAACUUAAAAGUAAAGCAUUCUUGGUGUUUUUGUCAUGUUGCAAUAGCCUGUUUACACUGAUUAUAUACCAAAAUCAAAGUUGAUAUUGUAUGCUAAUAAAUAGAGUUGUCAUAAUAACAUAUUAAUAUCGUAUUUGUGCAUUGUUAUUCAUGUAAUUACAUGCUUUGAAUUCCUUAUAUAUAGCUAUGCAGUGUUCUAAGCAGCUUGGAUGGGUCGCUGUACGUGAUGCAAAAUUUAUUAUAACCAGAGACUUAAUAUAAUAAAGAGACUUGAGACUUGACUUGGACUCUAGCUCAGAGACUUGAGACUUGACUUGGACUCUAGCUCAGAGACUUGAGACUUGACUUGGACUCUAGCUCAGAGACUUGAGACUUGACUUGGACUCUAGCUCAGAGACUUGUGAGCAUCUCUGGUCUUAGUAAUUCUGGGUCCUAUGAUUUUAUAUAGCACUGAGUACCAUGCCACUUUGUUUAAGUCCAGUUAUACAUAAGAAUGUGAAAUGUGAAAGCCUGUGAAAGUGUGAUUUUAAAAAUUUCUUCUAAAAUGAACAUUUUCAUCAGGCUCCUGUGUUCAGUAAUUUCACAUUAAUUGAAAUUAAUAUGUUCUUUUCAUUUCCACUAAUGUGAAGUAACUGAACAUAGAAAAACUGAGAAAAAUACUAAUUUCAGAAAGUCACUUAGAGGCUUUUGCAUUUGAACUCUACAUUCACUAGGUGAUGAUGAUUGAUUUAAAUAUUAAAUUAAGGAUUAAAACAUUACCAAUGCUUGCAUUAUGCAAAGCACGGUCUGUGGAUUAAUUAGAAGAAACAUGGGCUACAUUGUAUAUAACAUUUCUUAAUUAUUUUACUACAUUAACCCUGCUGGAACUGUUGUGGGCUUCUAGCAUCAUUCCUGGUUUUAGCUACAUGUCCAAUAAACUAUGUUUUCCCGUCCAAAA